This is a messenger RNA of Symbiodinium necroappetens, 4104 nucleotides long. The record is from the annotation of a GenBank genome assembly. Lineage: Eukaryota; Dinophyceae; Suessiales; Symbiodiniaceae.
AUGUCGAAGCCAUCAACCGAUGUUCGACAGGACUUCAAGGCCAAGAAUACCUACGGCAGCACGGCCACCUGGAUUCGCCCUGCCAACCCUCGGGAGUCCAUGAGCCGGACCAAGCUCCUGGAGACCAACAGCAGCGUCCGCCCAGAAGACUUGGCAUCCAUGAACACUAGCGAGGCGCAGCUGAAGUGGGAGGCUCCGAUGGAGGAUCUUUACUUGGCCUCGUUGGAUUUGGGUCCAGAUCUCGGCCUGAAGACCCACUCCGAGCUAAGGGGCGAGGCAGUGGCCCGGCGGUUGAAGGGCGAACAGAGUGGCGAACAGAUGGCAGAGGAGGAGCUUUUGGGCCUGAGCUCCUCGGGCAGCUCAUCGCUUUUCCAGCUCUUCAGCUUCAAGCACCCGGGCAACAUCAACUUCCAGCUCAAGGGCCUGCUGGACGGCAACAGCCUCGAGCUCGGCAUGCGCAUGGGCUUCGGGCCUUUCGAGUCCGAGGAGAAGAAGCUCAAGCUCGUGGACAUCGUAGACCAGUUCGCUGUGACCCUGAACGCUUUGCCCUUCGUGUCCUCGAAGAGCAAGGAGAAGGCUUUGGAUGCCCUCCGCUCCUUCUCCACAAACUAUGUGCCGCCCACGGUCUUCGAGCCGGGCACCAUGGUCGCCCUUUACAGCAAGAAGCACAGGCGAUACAUCAAGGUCUCGAACAGGCGACGAGGUAGGGAUCUGGGGUCGACCGGAAAAAUGAAUGCUCGAGACCUGAAGAAAACGUGGGAUCGCGAGUACUUCACCGUCGUGGAUGCAGGCAACGGGGAAGUCGCAUUUCACAACCCGAGGUUCAACCGCUUCAUCAGGAUGCAGUCUAAGACGAACAUGGACAUGAGCGGCGACAGGGCGACGCUCCCAGGCGGUUGGAAAUCUGAGCGAUUCACGCCUGUGAAUGCGGGUAAAGGCGAGAUCGCUCUUUAUUGCCGAGCACAUCGCCGCUUCGUGCAGAUGCGGCCGGAUGGCUCCAUGAGGACGAAAGACAAAGACUUGAAUGCCGACGACCUGUCUCCCACUUGGACAUACGAGCGCUUCACCGUGGUCCAAGGCCAUCCUUACUUUUACCUGGAGCCCGGGUCUGUCGUUGCUUUCCGGUGCAACAAGCACCACCGCUUCAUGCGCAUGACUUCGGGAGGCAUGUCUCGCAGUGCGAUCCAUGGAGCUUACAAACCCAGUUCGCGUCGGUCGUACACGUAUUUCAAGGUAGUAGAUGCGGGUGGUGGUCUCAUUGCUCUUCACAGUGCCAAGUACAAUCGCUUCGUGGCAAUGACAAGCGACGGCGCGGUGAGGGCCAGCGCCAAAAAGUCUGCGCUCGAGCUGCCCGACGACUGGACCAGCCUGCGGUUCGCGGUGGUGCCGGCCGGGAACGAGCAGAUUGCUUUGCACAACCCCUGGAGGGGCCGCUUCAUCUCCAUGUCGACCAAAGACAUGGUGUCAAGUGGGAGCAAGAAAGCACAAGACUUGCCUGGCCGCUGGAGCUGGGAACGAUUCAAGGAUGGUGGGGCGGUGCAAUGCUGUUUCUAUGGCUGGAUUAUUGUGUUUGCCUGCAUCCUCUGUAAGAUCUUCAAGGUGCAAGGAGAGAACAAGGUCAUGACUUACACUGUGCCUCACUUGAUGGAAGAGUUCCAGUUCUCGCAUGCUCAUCUUGGGGGCUUCUUCUCAGCUGCAACGAUCAUGGCUGGCACGGCUCAGCCCAUGCUCGGUAAGGCCGUGGAUUAUUUUGGUGGACGGAUUUGCAUCUCGCUGCUGCAGCUCGCCAUAGGCGCCUCACUCGCAGUCUUUGCUCACUGGUAUUGCACGGAGAACAAGCCGUUGCUUCGCACGGAGGCGGUCUCGGUCUUCUUCUUGCUGCGGAUCUUGUGCCUGGGCGCAGGGGAGACGUUUCCCAACGCCCUUGUGCAGCAAUGGUUCCACAAGAAGCGUGGCCGUGCCAUCGGCGUAAUUUUUACAACCCAAUGGCUCGGCCAGGCUCUCUUUGGCACAUUCAUUGCGGGUAUCGUAGAUCGUUACGGUUGGCGUGAGGCCGCUAUGCUGGGAGCGGCUGUGAAUCUGGCAUUGGCACCCGUGAGCCUACUGCUGCUGAGGAGGAGCCCUGAGGUUUGUGGCUUGAUGCCGGAUGGAUCCACCCCAAAAGAUUCGGCAAUCAUGAUUGUGGCGGAAGAAGCUCCUGAGACAAAGGAUAACUUGAAGGAGGAGGAAACACCGACUGAUUUGCGGAAGUUUUGGGCCCACUUUGGACUUACUUUCUUCUAUGCAAUGAUGUUUGGUGGCUCUGAUUUCUACAUGGUGGAGAUCAUUGAAGAGGCCUCGCCAAUGCCAGAAGUUUCUGCAGUGUCGGUGCCCUGGCACAUCUUCACUCCUUUGGCUGUGGUCACUUCGAUCGCACUUCCGGCUGUGGGUGAGUUGAUGGAUGCACACAGUAGCCGCUCAAAGUGGCUGCCGCCAGGUCUCCUUGCCUUAGCAUGCAUCCUCGGAUCCAUAGCUACACUGAUGCUCUCCUCGAUCAGAAGUUGGUUUGCAGCAGUUUGUUACGGUGUGCUGCGUGGGAUCAGCACGGGAAUCUUGCAGACCUUGCUCUUGGCAGGCUUGUGUUUUUCUGCCCAGGGAGUCAGUCGAGCGGAGAUCGGUCGUAUUCUGGGCUCUAAUUUGUUGUGCAACUUGGUCGGCACAGGAAGUGCGCCCUUCCUGUUCGGCAUCUGCCGGGAUCUUUUCGGCAGCUUUGGUGUCAGCCUUUGCGUGCCGAGCGUGCCCAUGCUGCUCCUGGCAGUCUACUUUGCUCAUCAGAACAAGAACGAGAAUCAAGAGUUUCUCAAACUGUCGCUGCCGGCGACCGGCGAGGCAGGGCGAGACUCUUGUGAAGUUGAUCGCACAUCAUCGUUUGCGAUGGAUUAUGCCUCUCAACCUGGCCUUGGCGACGAUGAGUAUCCGGGAUUUCCUGCUGAGGAGUGCCCCGCUCAGUGCCCGGACCUUUCGGCGCACAACUCGAUCAUGGCAGAAUUGCUCCGACAGAACCCUACCAUGUACGCUGAGCUCAAGGGCAAGAAGACGACUGCUGGCAUUACGCUUGCGAAGUGCAUCAAGACCGGCAUGGAUAAUAAAGGACAUCCCAUGAUCAAGACCGUGGGCAUGGUUGCUGGUGACGAGGAGUCCUACGACGUGUUCAAAGCACUUUUCGACCCAGUCAUUGAGGAGCGUCACGCUGGCUAUAAGCCUGGUGCUAGACAUCCGACAGAUCUUGACGGCUCCAAACUCAGUCCAGUUCCUAUGGAUCCCACUGGGAAGUACGUGAUCUCGACUCGAGUGCGUACUGGCCGCUCUAUCCGUGGAUUUCGCCUGCCCCCAAGCUGCUCAAGAGAGGAGCGCCGUGAGGUGGAGCGCUUGGUCGUCCAGGCGCUGAAGUCUCUGAGUGGAGAACUUUCUGGUGAUUAUUACCCUCUAUGUGGCUCUCAAUCCUAUGCUGAGAAGGCUGGUGGCAUGACCCAGGAGCAGGAAAAUCAAAUGCGGAAGGAUCACUUCCUCUUCCAGGAGCCAGACUCGACUCUGCUGCUUUCCUCCGGUAUGGGCAGACAUUGGCCCGAUGCUCGUGGCAUCUUCACUAACGAAAAGAAGAACUUCUUGGUCUGGCUGAACGAGGAAGACCACACUCGAAUUAUCUCAAUGCAGAUGGGCGCUGACAUGAAGGAAGUUUUUGCUCGCUUCUGCACGGCUGUGAACGCAGUUCAUGAGGCCGUCAAGAAAGCGGGGCGGGACUUUAUGUACAACGAGCAUCUUGGCUAUGUGCUGACCUGCCCUUCGAACCUCGGCACGGGUCUGCGUGCUUCUGUAUUGGUGAAGCUGCCACAUCUGUCAGCUCGCUCUGAUUUCAAGGAGAUUUGCAGGAAGAUGAAGCUGCAGGUUCGCGGCGGUGCUGGUGUCGACUCGGCCUCCUCCGGAGGUGUGUACGAUGUCUCUAACCUCUACCGACUGGGUAUCUCAGAGGUGGAGCUGGUGAAUGUCGUGAUCGAAGGUUGCGCCAAGCUUGUGAAGAUGGAGCAGUCUCUCGAGAAGGGUGAGUCGUUGGAUUCGCUCCCCUGA